Molecule: messenger RNA, 857 nt
Organism: Drosophila subpulchrella
Lineage: Eukaryota; Metazoa; Arthropoda; Insecta; Diptera; Drosophilidae
Product: probable transcriptional regulatory protein MCA1220
Exons: 5
Coding region: 17-829 (270 amino acids)
Cellular component (GO): mitochondrion
Source: RefSeq, a predicted model, not a curated record
GAUCAAAACACUAGAGAUGUUACGAAAUUUAUGCACCUUUACCUUUUCCACAAACAUCGGAAAAUGCAUUUAUCAAACGCACUCUGUUCGGGGCAUGGCGGGCCAUUCAAAGUGGGCCAACAUAAAGCACACAAAGGCUCUGAAAGAUGGGGCUAGAGCAGCCCUAUUUGCAAAGAUCUCGAGGCAAAUCCGCAUGGCCAUUCAGGAGGGCAACUCCGCUGAUCCAGCCAUUAAUUCCCUCCUGCGCACGGAAAUAGAAAGAGCCCUGAAGCAAAAUAUGCCCAGCGGAACCAUACAAAACACGUUGAAUAAAUUUAAGUCAAGUAAAGUUCAACUUAAAAAGUACCGGCUUGACAUCAGGUACAAAAGAAGCGUAUACUUGAUAUGCAUUUUCUACACGGACAACUUUUCUGGGGUUAAAAUGGAUGCCACGCCAAUGAUUAAGAAAGCGGGAGGUGAAUUUAUGGAUGUUGGUAAUUUGUUUGAGGACUUUGGCCUGAUAGAAGCUCGGUAUGAUGCAUCUAAACUCCUCAGCGGGUCCAAUUUGGAAGAUAAAGCCACUAAUGAUGCUAUAGAACUUGGUGCUGAAGAGAUCGAAAUAGUUGACAAUGCCGAAGGAUCGGUAAAUUUCCUAUGCAGUCCUGUUGUUUUAACUAGUUUAAGUAGAAAUUUGGAAAAAGCUGGCUACACCGUUGAGAGCAGUGAACAUAUAUUUUCUCCCAUGAAUGCUGUGAAAUUAUCCCCGGAAGACCAAAAGGCGUAUGACGUGUUUAUAGAAAAACUAAGAAACAUCCCAGGCUUAGAGGAUAUCUAUGACAAUGUUGAAUAAAAAUAACUUGUUGAAUAAAAAUCAGAAA